This is a messenger RNA of Haliotis rufescens (red abalone), 1978 nucleotides long. Its product is annotated as COMM domain-containing protein 3-like. The transcript has a single exon. The coding region runs from base 251 to 838 and encodes 195 amino acids. NCBI's taxonomy places the organism in Eukaryota, Metazoa, Mollusca, Gastropoda, Lepetellida, Haliotidae. Gene Ontology annotation, biological process: sodium ion transport. The record is from RefSeq and is a predicted model, not a curated record.
CCUUGACCUUCCCAUGAGAGACCGACACAGAGGUUCAUUGCUGUUGGUUAUGUUUAAAUUUCCUGGAUAAGUUCUAAAUGAACGUGAAGGUAUUUAUCUGCGUAUAGUUAUGCGAUACCACGUAUUCGUAUGAUCACAAAUACGCACAAAAGUAGCCACCGUGUGGGUAGUUCGAGGCGAAACAUUAACAGACAUUGAAAUUCAGGUCAGUGGGCGUGUCACAUGAUCUCAUUGAAACUUAGAUUUUACAAUGGAACUUGCUCCAAGUGUCGUGGAGAACCUUUCUCUUGCUGGCGAUAGUGCCCGAAUCCCAGACAAAUGUUUCAAAACACUUGUAAGCAAAGCGUGUCAAGGUGUUCUUGACCAAAGACUGAGGGAUGCUAUCUCUGGUCACCCUGAUAUGAAAGACGUGGACAAGACUUCAUUAAAAGCCGCCUACUCGGGCCUCGUGACUCUCAUAAUUGAGGCAGCAAAGCAAGACUCCGAGAGUGAGACAAUUGGUUCUAUACUUGAAGAUUGUAAAUUUUCAACAGAGAGAAUAAACAGCUUCAAUACUACAUUCCUUGCACAGAAACCUUCGCUUCAAAUCUUACUUGGAAGUGUAGGAAAUUCCCAUCCUCACAUCGUUGAUAUUGACUGGAGGUUGGACUACUACAUCAAGAACAAUCAUCUUGACAAGGUGAAUGAGCCAGUGUACCUCAUCAGCUUAAAAACUGAACAACCUGGGGACAGUGAAUUACAAGAAGUCCAGUUUUCCUGCUCUCUUGAACAACUGCAGGACUUAGUAGGAAAGCUUAAAGAUGCAACGAAGUGUUUGGAAAAACUAAGUCAGAUAUAACCAGCAAGUUUGUGUACGUGGAAACUGAAACAUUUAGCACUUGAAUGAUUACAGGAAGUCUAGUUUCCUUUCAAAUUUCAAAAUGGAAAAAAGUGAAUUAAGGCAAGCUCCAUGCUUAUGUCAGUGUCUACAAGCCGGGGGUGAACCAGGGUUGAAAUAUCACUUGACAAAUCUCUUGUAAACAUUAAUCAGGACCAACAAAGUUUACCUUUGAGCAAGUCAUACUGACUAGUACUAGAAAAUACUAGUACAUUUGAUGAAAUGUCCAUCUUUUUGCAGUCGACUGAAAGAAAGUAUGGGAAGCGGGUGUUUGCAAUAUUAUGGUAUAGAAACCUGUUUGGAAGGCGUGAUUUGCUUUUGUAAAACACUGUUCUUGUGAGACAGUAAUUCUUCUCAUCAUGUUUAUCAUGCUGUAGCAAUAUCCCCUGUUGACUUCCUGAAAAUAGUUUUUUUGUGAAUCCCAGAACUUGCUACGUAGCAAAGGGAGAGAUGUGAAAGCCAAUAGAUUAAUAUUCAAUUAUUCAUACUAUGCUUUGUAUGCGUCAGAAGUGAUUGGGGGUAAGAGUGGGGAGCAUGGGUAACACGGUUGUAACACAAUUUGCUGCGCAGUGUUGUCUCCCUUGGACGCCCCAGAAACGUAUGAUCAUGGGUUUCACCAAAGUGGUAAACAUUUCCAGCAUGCAUCACUUCGGCUUGCCUCACACCAUGAUAUAACCGGAAUACUGUCAUACGGUCUUAAACCCAACUCACUCAUUCUGAGGUUAUUAACGCCGCGAUAUGACUGGAAUACUGUUAAAAGCGGCAUUGAACCCAAGUCACUCAUUCUGAGGCAAUCGUCUGUGGUCACAUUGUUCGAUACUAUUCUAAUUGGCACUAAAAAUGUUAUUGUAAAAAUUGUUAACUGAAGAGAAGUUUAAAAAUAGCAUUGAUUUUAUUGCAUUUUGAUUAGAUGUACAAUUGCAUCAAAUUAUGUUAAUGAUAUACAAAUAAAUGAUCAUAUACAUUGUGAUUCUGUAAGUGUGUUGAUGUUUUGUGUGUUUUGUUGACCCAAUCAUUCAUGGGCUACUUAACAGUGAUUGUGCUUAUAUUAAGACAAGAGAUUUGUAAUUGACUUGAUCGAUAAAGAAUUAUUGUUCUGCA